CCGGUAGUCGUGCCAAAAACCAUGAGGCAUUCGCAAGCUCUCUCAUGUCUACUCGUCAUCCUCUUCCUCCUCGUCUCCUCCAAUGCUUCCACUCUAGAUGACACAUGCAAGUCCAUCGGCGCAAGCAAGAAGGACAUCGGCUACGACUAUUGCAUCAAGUUCUUCCAAGCCAACAACGAAAGCGCCACCGCAGACAAGCGCGGCCUCGUCGUCAUUGGCACGAAGAUCACCCGAGCAGAGGCCACGAACAUCCGCAAGCGCAUCGAUGCCCUCAAAGCCUCUGUAAUAACGGACAAGAAGGUGAGCGGGCGCCUCUCCGACUGCCGCGUGAACUACACGGCCGUACAGAGAUGGCUCGAAGUCGCGGCGAAGAGCAUCAAGUCGGGUAAUUUGCAGGAGGUGAAGACGAUACUCACAAACGUGAUAUUGGGCACCGACACCUGCGAGGAAGGGUUCCGCGAGUUGGGCGUUCCGUCGCCGCUGGCCGCCGAGGACGCUGAGUUCAGCAAGGACUGCUCCAUCGCUCUCGCCAUAACGACCAUGCUGUAGCUAAUUAAGCUAGCCGCCGAGGAUGUGUGGAUGUGGCUAACAACUCUAGCUACGAGUCCAUGAUCAUUUGGAUCGACCAAUAAACUCUUGGAACCUGCAAUUUCAGAUC
Molecule: messenger RNA, 658 nt
Organism: Hordeum vulgare subsp. vulgare (domesticated barley)
Lineage: Eukaryota; Viridiplantae; Streptophyta; Magnoliopsida; Poales; Poaceae
Product: pectinesterase inhibitor 12-like
Exons: 1
Coding region: 22-549 (175 amino acids)
Molecular function (GO): enzyme inhibitor activity
Source: RefSeq, a predicted model, not a curated record